CACUGAUGUCAUCACCAGUGUGCGACGACAGCACAGAGUUUAUAUGAGUUCUCCACAGAGAGGUAAACGAUGGCAACAACUUUAAAACAAGCCUUAAAAACUCACUUUGGGUUUGACAACUUUCGGUCUAAAAUACAGGAAGAUGUUGUCAGAGCCGUCGUCAAAGGUGAUAAGGAUGUGUUUGUAUGCAUGCCCACUGGAGCAGGGAAGUCGCUCUGCUACCAGCUGCCUGCGGUGCUGGCUCCGGGUAUUACUCUGGUUAUAUCCCCGCUGAUUGCUCUCAUUCAGGACCAAGUGGACCGCCUGAAAAGUCUGAACAUCCCCGCCUGUACCAUCAACUCCAAGCUCCCAGUAGGUGAGCGCCGGCUGAUCCUGGCUGAUUUAGGGAGCAGCAGUCCUAAGCUCAAGCUGCUCUACAUCACUCCGGAGAUGGUUGCCUCUCCUUCGUUCAGUCCCUGCCUGACGGACCUGUGUACCCGUGGCCUGCUGUCUUAUCUGGCUGUGGAUGAGGCUCACUGCGUCUCUCAGUGGGGGCACGAUUUUAGGCCGGACUACCUCAAACUGGGGAAUCUGCGAAAACGCUUGAAGGGGGUUCCCUGUUUGGCCCUGACCGCGACAGCACCGAAGAAUGUACAAGAGGACAUUCUUCAGUCCCUGGCUAUGCGCACACCGCUGUCUUUUGUUACACCUGUCUUCCGCAGUAACUUGCACUACGAUGUGAUCUUCAGGGAGCUGCUGCCAAACCCUUAUGCCCACCUCCACGCCUUCAUUCAGAAAGCGCUAGCCCUGGACAGCGGCUCUAAACGACAGGGCUGUGGGAUUGUGUACUGUCGGACCAGGGAAAGCUGUGAAGCAGUGGCUCACCAGCUGACCAAGCUCGGAGUCUCGGCCAAACCUUAUCAUGCAGGUCUGAAGACAGGAGAUCGCACGGAGGCCCAGAACGAGUGGAUGGAAGGGAAGGUGCUGGUUAUUGUAGCCACCAUCAGCUUUGGUAUGGGUGUGGACAAGGCCAGUGUCAGGUUUGUAGCUCACUGGAACUUUGCAAAGUCCCUGGCCAGCUACUACCAAGAGUCAGGGCGAGCCGGGAGAGACGGCCUGCCCUCCUCCUGCCGCAUUUACUACUCUGCCAAAGAUAAGGAGCAACUGAACUUCCUCAUCCGCAAAGAGAUUUCCCGCAAACAGGCGAAAAAUGGAACCGCAAAGGAGACGGACAAAGCAGCCAUCACAGACUUUGACGCCAUGGUGUCGUACUGUGUUCAGGAAGCUUGUCGCCAUGCCACCAUCUCCAAGUUCUUUGGGGACAAGACGCCAAAUUGUGCCGGUGCCUGCGACUUCUGUUGUAAUCCCAAAUUGGUGCGCGCCCAGCUGGAGAGAGCGAGUUCCCUCAGCACCCAGACCCAAGCUCAGAGCAGUCAGCCCUCAGGACCCUUCGGUUUCCUGCAGGGCUUCUACGAAGGAGGAAAGAAGGGCUAUGGCUUUGAAAGGUUUGAUGAAGAGGAAGCGGAGGGUGCUGAAGACGAUGGCUCAGCAAGGAAAAAGGAAUUUACUGACCUCUACAAGAAGCAGAUGACCAUGCGGAAGGGGAUGAACCGUCAGCGGGAAGGCUUUGUCUCUCCAGAUGCUGACUGCCCACUGAGAGACGGCAGCAGUCAGAGGAUCCCCAGACUCACUGUAAAGGCCCGAGAGCACUGUCUGAGCCUCUUGCAGGAAGCAUUAUACAGCCACCAGAGAGCAGAUGACACAUUCAAUGACACCGUGUCUUUAGCGGUGGAAAUUGAACAUACGGUCUUCAAGAGCAGCAAGUCCUCCAACUUGUACAAAGCCGCCGUCCUGAAGAGGGUAUCAGAGCUGAAGAGGACAGGACCUGGAGAAAAAGGAGAAUACGUCAAGACGGACAGCGGCAGUGAAUCCACGGAAAAUGAGUCAAAACUCAAAGAGGAAACACCGUCGUCGUCGUCUGCCUCCUUUGCAGAGGAGCUGCAGGGGUUCACAUCUGCAUCGGAAAUGUACUCCAUGAAGCGUAAGAGAGUAGGAGCAGGCCUGAGGGGAUCGUCCAACCCCUUCAUGACGGCUAAGGAACUCCUGAAGACCUCCAACUCGGACACGGGGUCUAACAGUGAAAGCGGCGGGUUUAACAACGACAGCUCAGGGGGAUCUGGAGAGACAAACAAGGACGCGUGUUUGGCCGUAACGUCGUCCAUCAGAGCCAAAGCGAUGGCCGUCGCCGCCUCCCUGAGCAGCCCCACGAAGGCAGGAAGAGCCAUGAGCAAGAAGCAGCAGAAGCUAGCGGAGGCAGCAAAGAGCUCCCGCAACAUCUUCCAGUACUUUGCAAAGAAAGCACCUGAUGAUGCUACGUUAUAUCAAAACAUCGAAGAGGACGAUCAGGAAAUCGAUCCACCUAUUGUCAUUGUGGAAGAUGCGGAGAUGAGUCCUGAAGAAGAAGUAAUAGUCAUAUCGGAUAGUGCAGACGAGGAGGAAACGCAUAAAACAGAGACGUUAGAGGGGAAGUGGUUUCAGUACUCAUCCACAGAGGAUCUGACGACUCCUGCAGGACAAGAGGAAACGCAGGAAGAGGAUGAAGAAGCUGUGACAGAAGAGGUGACGGAUGAUGUGACGUCGCGGAAAGCGUCCUCUCCUCUUAUGGAGAGCUUUCACCCUUUGGAGAGAAGACAAAAGGAAACAUGGGAAGAUGAUGACCCUGUUCUGACAGAAGAGGUGACAGAUAAGGUGACCGUGCAAAGAGCAUUCUCUCCUCCGGCAAAACGCAUUCACCCCUUGGAGAGAAGACGAAAGGAAACAUGGGAAGAGGAUGAACCUGCUCCGACAGAAGAGGUGACAGAUAAGGUGUCGGUGCAAAAAGCGUCCUCUCCUCCGGCGAAGCGCAGUCGCCCCUCAGAGAAAAGAGUGACCUUUAACCUCAACAUGCAGGAGCGUGCAAUGAUCUCAGCCAACGAGCCACCUGAACCGGUGACGCUGAAGGAAGCAGCGGACAUCGUGGUCCGAUACCUCGACCCGUUUUACUCUCAGAGAAAGUUUGCCACAAAGGAGCUGUUUAAGUCCUUUGCACGCUUCUUAUCUCACCUCCUCACCGAGGGGAGGAGUCGAGGGAAAGGGCAAGUUAAAGCCGAAGCCAAAACUCUCAUCAAGAAGUUCUUCAUCAAAGUGCAGCACUGUAAGAGCGAGGCGGACUGGAUGCACCUCAGAAAGACGCAGAGCUGUAAAACCACAGAGAACCAGGAGUGAUGGGAAGUGUAAAUAUUGCCGUUCCUCUUUUUCAGUGCCUAGGCGAACUCAGUAUUAACCCUGGAUGCCUGCGGGGAAAAAAAUAAUUUGCUGCUAGAGUUCUGUUUGUCAGGCUUUGUGUCGAUAAUUAAGCAAUACCAUGACUGUUACACACUGACAGAGCGUUGUUGUACUGUGUGCACACUGAUAUGAGGAGUUUUGUUUAUGUUUCGAAAAGGUGUGUACAUUUCAUAUGUCUGGAGUGCAAAGUAUGUUGUAAUCAAUGUUCUUUAGGCAGCGAUUAUCCUUUAUAUGUUUAACCACAGUGUGGCACUUCUAUAUCCAGUCCAUUAUAUCACACUUAAAUCUCCAGUAAAAUAUGUGUCUGCAAGUUCAUACUUAAGGGAUUAAAACCAAAGGGCUCUUGGAAUAAACAAGAGCCAUGUGCUAACAUGCGGCUGGGAAAAAAAAAUCACGGGAUCAACAAAUGUAUAAUGGUUCGUCCUCCUGGGACAAUGGAAGUAAAGACACUUGCAUGACAAUUUAUCCAAUUGUUGUUGUUGAAAUAUUUCAGUGUAGAAAAUGGCAGACUUAGCAACGGACAGUAUGGCUAGAAACACCUUUUGGAAAUGGCUGACAGUAAUGUCAAGAAAUGCACACUUGGAAGUAAUUGGGCACAAACGUACAAACACACUGGAUUUCUGUUUAUAUUUGAAAAAAAAAGUUUGUUCUAUUUUUGGAGGCCUAUUAUUCCUGCUGCUACAUAUGGUGUGAAUGGACAGUAACGAUAUGAAACUCUCCCGUUGUGUUUUUAUGUUCUUGAUUCAACGACAAACCAAAUGUUUUUAUUUUUUGUUGUGUCUUUAAGCAAAGGAAGAUUUUGUUUGUGGUUAUGUUGUUCCCAAUAAGGGAAAUAUUCCUUGGUUGUAGUGCCUGUCAGUCAGUCUGUCAGUCUGUCUGUCUGUCUGUUUGUCAGGACUCCACAGUCAGGAGGCCCAGAGAGGACAGGAAGCACUAAUGGACAGAGGCCUGGCUGUGCAGGGUGAACAGCCUCAGUCUGUGUCCUCUCUGCUCCUAAAUGUUUACAAUAAAUUCCAUGCUGAAAAGGACUAACCUCCGUG
Eleginops maclovinus (Patagonian blennie) is the source of this 4343-nucleotide messenger RNA. It is a transcript of the gene recql5, whose product is annotated as RecQ helicase-like 5. Gene Ontology annotation, cellular component: chromosome; nucleus; cytoplasm. The coding region runs from base 70 to 3243 and encodes 1057 amino acids. The transcript is spliced from 24 exons. Gene Ontology annotation, molecular function: ATP binding; four-way junction helicase activity; 3'-5' DNA helicase activity. NCBI's taxonomy places the organism in Eukaryota, Metazoa, Chordata, Actinopteri, Perciformes, Eleginopidae. The record is from RefSeq and is a predicted model, not a curated record. Gene Ontology annotation, biological process: double-strand break repair via homologous recombination.